Molecule: messenger RNA, 1001 nt
Organism: Dissoconium aciculare CBS 342.82
Lineage: Eukaryota; Fungi; Ascomycota; Dothideomycetes; Mycosphaerellales; Dissoconiaceae
Exons: 2
Coding region: 268-666 (132 amino acids)
Source: RefSeq, a predicted model, not a curated record
GCUCAGAUUGCGCCCGGGAUAUCCCAUACUGCCAGUAUCGUCACUCGGUCUCGAUUGUGCCAUAUACUCAACAGAUCCGUCGUCUCCACCUUCACCAAGAUAAUAUAAAGCACCAGCGACGGCGCGCCACGGCUGGAUCACACCUCCGUGCUGGAGAGGGUCUUCAGCGAUACUCACUACAUGGAACACCGCCUAGCACGGUAGCCGCACGAGCGAUAAGCACCACGACUCCGACAUCGCCCUCGGCUCAGUGUAUGAGAAACAAACAUGCGACCCAGGUCGAGAGCGCAAAUUAUGAAGUCAGAGGAUCUUGAUGAGGAUGCGCCAGCAGAUGAGAUGGAUGAAGGAGAGACCAACGCAGAAGCACAAUCCGAGACCUCUGAGGAGGCGCAAACAGAUGAAAGUGAUGCCGAAGGACAAACUGCGGAUGAGGAUGACGAGGAUGGCGAAAUUGUGGGUGCCGUGAAAACAAGAACCACAGCGUCACGGCCUCGGGAAGAAUCUCAUGAUGAGGAGGAAUCUUCUACGGAAGACGACGACGAUCAGAAUGUAACCUCUAGCGCCAACUCUUCGGACGAAGCAGAGACAUGGGACGGCGAUGAUGAUGGCGACGAGGAAAACGACGACGCCAAAAUCGAGGAUGCGAAUGGCGCAAAUUGCGUGUAAGUCUUGGUUGUCCGCAUGCAAGAUAAUUCACAUACUUUGACUUACAUCAGCAUUUCCAGCUUCUGCCAGCAAGACGAGGACCACGACCCUGCUGAGGAGUAUGAAGAGUAUCUCGCAUGCGCUAUAUGUGGUGAUCAUGGUGCGUGCACAUUGGCGUCCAGAGUGGUCUCAUCACGAUAGACGCAAUUCUUCAUGUUUGCUAUGCUGAUCUAUAUCCUACAGCCCAUCGACAUUGCGCGAGAAGCAAAGGUUUGAGCCCGCUGGUAACCGAACAAGACGUCACUGAUUGGACAUGCGAUCGCUGCGCUCGAGAUGACUCGCAGGCGAAUCUCAAG